UGACGACCAGCCAUACAUUUUGUUAUCAGGAAAUUUAUUACCUGUCUAUCUCGGGUACGAACAGGGCGACACAGCGACGGUCUACAUUUGAAGACAACAAAAUGGAGAAGUCAGGACCUCCACCAAGCUAUAGUGGUCCCCCGCCAUCCUACCAGGGCCAAACAAGUUCGUCAACAGUUGUAUUUGCACAACAGCAACCGACUUUGGUGGCAGUUCAGUUGUUUAGGGAAACACCUGUGCGAGUUACUUGCCAGUAUUGCGGAAGUGACGUUUUCACUUCUACAAUGUUUGAAACGGGAACCAUCACUUGGUUGGCAUGCGCAAUAACAGCCUUCGUUGGGUGCUGGUUAGGCUGUUGUCUGAUCCCGUUCUGUGUGGACGGCUGUAAGGACGUGGUCCAUUCCUGCCCCAACUGUCGACAGGUGCUCGGCCGCUACGACAGAAUCUAAGGAACCAGUAACAGGGUCCCCAGCCAUCAAAUUACAGUGUAGUUCAUGAUUGUAUUCGUGCACACAUUGUUAACAUUUUUUUUGAUUAUAGGACAAAUUUUGGGGAUUUACUUUGAAAUCAUUAGAGUAAACAUUUAUUGUUUUUGUUUAAAUGAUUUUCAUGAUAAGAAUUGUUGUAUAUGUUUGAUACGUACUUUAAUUGUUACGGAUUUUAAUUCUGUUUUUAAUAAAUAUCUUUUUGAUUAUAGGACAAUUUUUUGGGAUUUACUUUGAUAUCAAUAGCGUAAAUUAAAUUACUUUGUUAAAAUGAUUUUCAUGAUAAGAAUUGUUGUAUAUGUUUGAUAUGUACUAUAAUUGUUAUGGAUUAUAUUUUCUGUUUUUAAUAAAUAUAUAUCUUUUAAUAUAAAAGAA
Messenger RNA from Magallana angulata, 860 nucleotides. Its product is annotated as LITAF domain-containing protein-like. The transcript has 3 exons. The coding region runs from base 102 to 449 and encodes 115 amino acids. Gene Ontology annotation, molecular function: zinc ion binding. Lineage: Eukaryota; Metazoa; Mollusca; Bivalvia; Ostreida; Ostreidae. The record is from RefSeq and is a predicted model, not a curated record.